Messenger RNA from Paramecium pentaurelia, 2592 nucleotides. NCBI's taxonomy places the organism in Eukaryota, Ciliophora, Oligohymenophorea, Peniculida, Parameciidae. The record is from the annotation of a GenBank genome assembly.
AUGGGAAAGGCAGAUAAUUUUAGAUGUUUAGAUAACACUAAUGUUAAAAAUCUUCUGAUAUUUUUUAAUAGUUCGAUAAUCUUUGCAUAAAUUAUUGAAAAUCUAAUUAUUAGCAGAGGACCAUUUAUAAUGACUUGUUUGAUUUUUGUUUUGGUAAUGAUAAUUUAUUAAGCAUUAUCCUUUUAUUUUAAAACAAUGAGAAUAUAGCUUAUAAUAUACUGUUAAUAUUUUAUGCUCACAUUGUUCUCUGUGGAAUUACAAAUUGAAACAUAGUUUUUAAUUUUCUAAUAAUUAGCUAUAUUUGACACUGUGUUUUUCAAUAGAAAUGAAAAAAAAAAAAUAGUUUAAAAUAUACUAUUUUUUGGUGCCAUUGUUAUUAAUACAUAUGUAUUUCUUAGAAUUGGAUUUCAUAAUAAAUAUUUUACUGAUUUAAUAAAAGCAUUAUGUUAAUCAAUCUUACUGAAAUUAUUGUUAUAUUAUUUUAGAUAGGAACAUGAUGAGAAAUGUGAUUCAUUAAAAGAAAUAUAGAAAUUAAACAAUUAAGAAUUAGAACCAUCAGUACCAAGAAGUAAUAAUGUAGAAUAUGAAGCAUAAGAUUCUUCAAAACUUUUUAAGACUUUUGAUGUAUUACCUGAAGGUAUAAUAAUACUUGAAAAGACUUUGAAAGAUGAUUUUACAAUUAAAUAUUCAAAUUCAGCUGCUAAAUAUUUAGUAGAUGCUGAUGAUCAUGAUUAUAUGUUAUCUGAACUUUUAGAUCUUAAAAGUGUUUCUCCAAAAUAGAAAAGUGAAGAACAUUUAUACAAAUAUUCAUUCAGUAUUUAAUCUUAAUAAAGUGUGAAAAGAAAUAGUUUUAAAAUUAUUCCAAAAUAAUAACCAUAUAUUAAGUCAGCCUUUAAAUUAUCUUAAUAAUUUAUUAUAGAGAAUCAAUCAAAUUCAUAAAAAUAAGAAUUUUAAUCCAAUCAUGAUUUUUGUCUACAAUUUCCUCCAGUCCAAAUCAUAUUUCCAGGUACAUAAACAAAAACAGAAAAUAUGAAUCAUCCAAAUUCUCCUUCAAUUCAUUAUGCAACUUCACAUAAAAAAUCAUUAGAUGAUAUAGAUUCCUUUCAUUAUCUUUUAUCCUAAAUUUGGGUAUAAUUACAUACUUUAGUUAAAGAAAAAGUAUUAAAUUAUUAAAAUUAACCACUCUAUUAUAUACAUGAGAGUAAUGCUUUUGUAACCAAUAUUAAAAAGUUUCAAAAGAAAUAAUGUUUAGAUCUAAAAGUCUUUAGUGCCAUUCAUUACAAUAAACCAUUAUUAGUUAUCAUACUUAGAGAUGUUAAUCAUAAGGAUUAUAUUAAAGUAUUAAAAGAUUACAAUUCAUAAAAAUCAAAAACACUAUCAUUUGUAAGUCAUGAAUUUAGAACUCCAUUAACAUGUAUAAUAUAAAUGCUUGAAGAAGUUAUUGAAAAUAAAAACAGUUUAAAUUUGAGUGAAUAAUAACUCAUUCAAUCAGCUUUGGAUAACUCUAAAUAUAUGCUUAAUCUAUCAAAUGAUUUAUUAGAUUUGGCAUAAAUAAGGGCUGGUAAAUUUAAAAUUAGAAAUGCUAUAUUUGAUUUAAAAUCUCUCUUAAAAGAAUGUCUUAAUAUGUUUGAGAUAUAAGCAAUGAAAAAGAAUAUUUAAUUGAAUUAUUAUUAUGAUAAAACAUUACCAACAGAUAUUUGGAGUGAUUUAAAUAGAAUUAGAUAAAUAACUGUAAAUUUAAUUGGGAAUGCUUUAAAAUUUACUUUAGAAGGUUCUAUUACUUUGAGAGCUUAUUUAGAUGGACCCAAUGAAAUUUGCAUUGAAGUUAAAGAUACAGGUGUGGGAAUGAGAGAAGAAGAUUAACCAAAAUUAUUUAAAGCAUUUGCUAAAAUUGAAAAUAAGGAAGCUAGUUAAAUGAAUGCUUAAGGUGUAGGAUUAGGUUUAUUGAUAAGUAAUUCAAUUGCUACUUAAUUAAAUUCUGAAUAAAGAGGUUUAGGAUUUAGAUCAGCCUAUUAAGAAGGUACAACAUUUUGUUUUUUGGUUACAAAUAAUAAAUCAACUUAUACAGAUGAAAUAGAAAAUUAUGAAGAUUCGAAAAAAGAAUUAGAUUUAGAAACUAAAUUAAAUGAUUUUAGAAGAUAAUCAUAAAAUGAAAAGAAAUUUAUACUUUAAAAAAACUUUUGUUCUUGUCCAUAAAUUUUAUUGGUUGAAGAUAAUUAAUUUAAUGUGGAUUCGUUUUUACUAAAAUUUAAUAGAACUUUUUAAUCAUUAAUAAAACUAGAUUAUACAAUCUCUGGAUAAUUGGCUGAAUAAAAAGUACAAUAAAGAUUUUUAAAAUAAUAACACAUUUGUCAUCCUUACAAACUUAUAUUUAUGGAUGUAGAAUUACCAAUUUAAAAUGGUAUUGUGACAUCCAAAAAUAUUAAAAAUUACUAUAAAACUAUGAAUAUGCCAAUUACAAUUGUUGGUUGCAGUGGUUAUGCUGAAGAAAAAGAAAAAAAAGAAUGUUUACAAUAUAUGGAUGAUUACAUUGUCAAACCAGUCACUAAAUCUGAAUUAGAAAGAAUAAUGAAUACUUACUUUUUUAAAUGA